Verticillium nonalfalfae is the source of this 1539-nucleotide messenger RNA. RefSeq lists its product as uncharacterized. The transcript has 4 exons. The record is from RefSeq and is a predicted model, not a curated record. Lineage: Eukaryota; Fungi; Ascomycota; Sordariomycetes; Glomerellales; Plectosphaerellaceae. Bases 1 to 1539 code for a protein of 512 amino acids.
AUGGCGACCUCCCCACGCCGCCUUGCAGAACAGCGAUGGUCUCUCAACGACCUCAGCUCUGAGCUGCUAGCCCUCAUUAUCGAGCAUCUCCGGGACAUUGAUCCCCCAUCGGCCGCCACAAGCCGUCGCUUGUCGAGGAGAUUCGAGGCAGUCGCGACCCCCAUCGUCUAUCAUGUGCUGUGCCUCAACGAAAGCAUUGUGUCAACGGACGCCGAGGCACGAUACCCUAACCUCUUCCGAAACGUAACGGCCCACACCAACCAUGUGGUGGCCCGCAGCAAUCUAGACCCCUUUGGCAUCAAGCGCGUGCUAGACAGGGUUCGCAGGCUCCAAUCUGUCCAAUGGGACUAUGUCGAUGCUGAAUUCAACAGCGGCCUCUUGUGGUUACCUUCUGAUGUGCUCAAAUCGGAACAGACCCGACAUCACACAACCAAGCUUCAUGUGCAAGGAUUGCCGCUGCGGGAAUUCGAAGGCCAUUUGCGUGACACCUACGUUCGAGCCAUCCCCACAGAUCUCUUGACGACGCUCAAACUAGCCAGCCCCGCGCCCCCCUUGACAACACGGCUCAACUCACUGAAGCAGCUGCUGCUGCUCUCGCGACGACUCGAAACUUUUCAUUACGAAGAUCGAGGCCAAGGUACCAACUUCAAGUUCAGCCCCGGUGAGCGCAUGCCGGCUCUCAAAGAACUGGUGUUGAAAUCAUAUGACUGGAACCACUCCAGAGAAGACGUGAAUCGGAAUUGGGAUUUUUCUCGCCUGGAAUCCCUCGACCUGGUUUCUGUGCCCAUUUUCAAUUUCCUUGUGUCUGUCAACUUCAAUGACCUCGCAAAUCUCCAACGGCUUCACUGCGAGGACUACAGCGCCCACCAGGUCACCGACAAGCGACAGGAUGCGACACGGGGCCUCCAUCUGCUUGUCAAGAAGCAUAUCCGAGCCCUCCAUUCCCUAAGCCUGACGUGCCACAUCUCUUCCUUCCCGCUUGACGGUAUCCUGGCGCAUGCAUCGACACUUCGGUCUCUGCGCUUCCGAGAUCAUGUUGGUUUUGGGGAGGAAGACCGUCGCUGUCCGACUCUCUGGCCAGCUGACCUCGAGACUCUUGGCCGCCAGCUGCCCUUUGUCCACACUCUCGAGAUCGACAUGGACAUUGCUCUGUGCGACCCGCCUGAGUUUUUGCGCGCCAUUUGUGCCUUCAAGAAACUACAUACUCUCACUCUACACGUGCAGACUGUCCUACACCCGCUUGAAAUAGUCCACCCGGGCAUGGACCGUGAUCACGACGCCGCAGUCCGCACUUUUGGCUGUCUCAUACAGUGCAAGCAAGAUUUCGAGGCGAGGGCAGCGCCAGGUUGCGGUCCGCAACCAUGGCGCCACAUGACCAUAAACGUUGGAGGUUGGCGGCGUGCCAUGGUCCGUCGCUUUAGUGCAGCCUGGCGCCGGCAGAAUGAACAGGGGGUCUUCGCGGAGCGGUGUUUUAUUCUCGAGCGAGACAGAGGUAGUAGUGGGCGCUUGACAUUCCGCGAGGAAAGACAGGGAGGCUGA